AUGCCCGCCGCUCUCUGCUCUGCCCUGGGCAGGGAGGCUCUCAGCGAGGCCGAGGCGGUGCUGAGUGCGGACGUGCGGCUGAGCCGGGGCCGCAGGAGGAGCGAGAGGCGCCUUCUCCUCCUCCAGGAGGAACUGGUGGUGGCCAAGUUGCAACGUGGCACCAGCGUGCGCCCACAGCUCCGCCUGCCCCUGGACCAGCUGUGGGUGCUGAGCGGCAGGAAGAAGGUGGCGUGGGAGGAAGAAGGACUGGAGGAGGAGGAAGGCAGCAAUGAGGACAGCACCUCCCUCGUCUUCAUCUGGCCCACCGGCUCCUGCGUUGCCAGUUUCGGCUCCCGGGCGCUGAAGGAGCUGUGGCUGGGCACACUGCUGAGGACACCCGAAGGAGCCAAGAGAGCCCGCGUGAGCCGUCUCCCAUCGCUCAAACUCCUGCAGAAGGAGCUGAGCCGCCGCCACGCCUGGAGGACAUUCAGCACCAGGAGCCUGGAGAGGCUGCUGGAGGGCCAGGCAGAGGCUGAGCCCAAGCAAAGGCCAACGACGGUCCCGUCUAACAACGAAGGGAUGGUCUCACCAGGUGAGUUUUGGAAAGAAAGGCAAGCUCCUCCUGCAAGCGCCUGAGCUGCGCUCACUUGUCCCUUGAGUGUCGCCAUGCAGGUUGGGCACCCCAAGGCAGGACGUCAGCCGGAGGAGGAAGGACACCCGCUGGGCAGCGGCCGCUGGACGUGGUUCUGCAGGGACACGCAGCCUCUGCUGCUGCUGCUGCUGCUGCUGCUGCCCACAGCUUGGAGCAGGGCAGGGCGAGGGCUGGGCCAGGCUGUCCCGCUGUCCCGCCGGCUCGCAGGAGCCUCCGAGCCGGAGCCGCUGAGCCGAGGCCGUGGUUCCAGCCGCUGGCUCCCUGCCCGUCCUGCUGCACCGCUCAGCACCGCGCUGCAGGCAGGGCAGGGCAGGCUGCGGGAAGCGCUGGCCGGGCGGUCUCCAUUGACGGGCUCGGGCUCUCUUUUCCUUUGCAGCAGGACGGAGCAGCAGCAGCAGGAGGAGGAGGAGGACAUGGCUGCCCUGGCCCUUUGCUCUGCGGCGGACCCCGGCCGCUGCCCAGGUGGGCUGCGGCUGCAGC
This is a messenger RNA of Grus americana (Whooping crane), 1111 nucleotides long. RefSeq lists its product as uncharacterized. Lineage: Eukaryota; Metazoa; Chordata; Aves; Gruiformes; Gruidae. The coding region runs from base 1 to 615 and encodes 204 amino acids. The transcript has 6 exons. The record is from RefSeq and is a predicted model, not a curated record.